CAUUUUUCUCCAUCUUCAACAUUUGAAAAGGAAAAAAAAAAUCCCCAAAAAUCAAAAUCAAUGAAUCCUUACCGAAACAGAACCACCGCAGAUUCAAUUCUCGAUUCUCUUUCCCUCAAUCCUCCGCCGUAUCCCGUCCUCCUCCUCCUCGCCGUCGUCUCCAUAUUCCUCGGCGCUUCCUGGUGGCUCUCCUACGAGUCCGCCGUUGAAGCCGCCGAGGAUCAGAUCAACUGGAUUCUCUUCGCUACACCGGUUCUCCUCAUCGUUCUCGUUCGAGUCCUCUCCUCUGUCGAUCCGAGCUUCUUUUCUUCCUCGCCUUGGGACCGUCGCCGCCGCACGCAUCAUCUCCCGGCUGAAGGAAGCUCACCGUGGGGCGUAGCUGCGUUGAUCGUGCUGCUGCUCGUUCUCGUGCAGUUCCAGUCCUCGUUCCGUGAGAGCUGGUCCAUUUGAUGGAGGUUCCGAAGGUGUAUAGAUAUGGCGAACUCGGUAGUUGGAGAGCGAUAGAGGUAUAAUUUCUGUUGAUUUUUUGUUUUUGAAAAAGGAAGUCAGUGUUGUUUAUAUAUAGUGAAUGUCUCUGAUGUAUUAUUUGAAGCAAAUCUUAUUAGUUUGUUUUGAUUUUAAGGCUUGAAUGAUCAAUGAAGAUGAACUUGUUCUUGUUUAUCAAAUAAAUAUAAAUACUCUGUGUAACUGUA
Messenger RNA from Benincasa hispida (wax gourd), 692 nucleotides. RefSeq lists its product as uncharacterized. Lineage: Eukaryota; Viridiplantae; Streptophyta; Magnoliopsida; Cucurbitales; Cucurbitaceae. The record is from RefSeq and is a predicted model, not a curated record.